AUGGCGGACGAUGAGCGCAAGCAGCAAAAGUCUUCUACCAGGUUUCCAGUCAAGUCCACACCCAGAAGCAAAGCCGAAGACCAUGACGACCCUUCGACCGCAGAACGAUCAACAACAUCCAUAAAGCCGCCAACUUACUCAGCACCCAACACGCCCGCUUAUGCUCGCGGCACACAAUCAUCAACAGGGAAACAGAUCGAUGAUGAACAAACGUCAUCAUCAUUCGCUCUAAAGACAAAAGCAUCGAAGGAGAAGCAGGCAGAUAGAGGGCUUAGCACUCCAAAAAAAAAAACUGCGAGGACGACUUCCGCUGCUAAUCGGAGAGAGGGUGUCGGUUCUGCGAAUGCUACUCCAAGUGUUCCUACUCGAAGACAGAAGGGUAAGGGAAAGCAGCUAGAAACCCCUUUGCCUGAACCCGGAGCACGAAAUGGAGGCGUGAACGACCAGAAUGCUCAACCAUCUCGUCCCGAUGAGCAGCCAGAGUCUCGAGAAUGCAAAGAGGCGCCGUUGUCACAGAGCACGAGCGCAAAAGAUCCUCGGACUGAAGAAAUAGAACGUAAGAUGCAAGACGAGGAGCUGAUGGAUGAAAUCGCUGAGUUCGAGCGUGGUGUUGAAGAGGACAGGCUGAAGGGACAACGUGAUGGGCCUUUGGAAGCUGAAUUACAAGACGCGAAUGGGGUCAAUAUCGAGGAUGCGGUGAGUAGUAAUGAGGAGGAGUCUGGACUUCCGGUUGUCAUCCAGGGCGAGGUGGAGGCACAUGAGUCGACCAAACAGCAAAAUCCGAAGCAGAAGGAACAAGACCUACCAAAGUCCGAGGUUCAGUCUGUUGAGAUAAAAAACAUUUACGAACUGCAACGGCGUAAUCAAAAGCUGGAAAACGCUAUCAUUAAAUUACAGCAACGAAAUCAGAAGUUGGAAGACUAUCUGGCCGACACAGAGAUUGUUGCCACAAAUGCUGCGAUCGAGCAAGAAGAAGCAGCUUUGGCGGAGAUAGGUGCUCUCAGGAAGGCUGUCAAGAACCUGAACCAAGACGUCAGAACUAAAGAUGAUGAACUGGACGAAGCCAAAGCGAGUACCAGUACGUCUAGUGAGAAGCUCACAAGAUUGCGGGACGAUGUGGAGUAUCUCGCAAACGCACUGAAAAAGACCAACGCAGGCGACGCUCCUAAGACGAAGACUUUGAGGGAUUUGAGAUGGAAGCCUUACUCCAGCCCAGAGGCCACGGAUUUGCAUAUGCACAUCGCCCGCUUCACCAUCUUCAUGGAGGAAAAAUUGCAAGCUGCAUCGACUGACCUCGAUGUUAGGAACGAGGAGCUCGCGACAGCACAGAAAGAUAUACAGGCGCUAGAACAGUCAGAAAAAUACUGGAAGGCACUGAUGGAAAAAGAGCAGAAGAAGAGGGAGCAAGUAGAGUGCAGACUCGCAGACUGGAAAGUUAAGGCAGAGGCAAUGUACCAACCCGACCUAGGGGAAAAGAACAGAGAGCUCCAAACUGAUCUCUACACCAGUCAGGACAAGAACGCAAGACUGCAAGAACAAACCAAGACACUGAGGGAACGCGCUCAGCGCUGGGAAGCCGAAUUCAAAUCGAUCAAAUCCCGUGCUGAGAAAGAAUCCGAGGGUUUCGUACUCGCCUACGAGCAGCAGCGGAAGGACAUGAUGGUAUGCAUGAAGGAGUACCAUGAGAAACUCAACGAUCCGGCGAAUUUCGACCUCAAGCCUUUGCAUGAGAAGGUGCGGACGCUGGAACGCGAUCUUCAGGUCACCACCGAGGCAUUUGAUGCUGUGAAGAUGAGCAAGGCGCGUGUGGAAGAGGAUGUGUUGCCGAAGAUUUUGGGACAGAUGCGGGAGUAUGAGGUGGAGAUUGAGGGGCUGAGGGAUGCUUGGGCAAGGGACGCGCCGGUGAGGGCUGCGUAUGCUUUUAAAGCUAAGAAGGGAUACAGGAGCGACACAUUUACGAGCAAACAGAUCAUGGAGAAUGAGGCCAGCCAAGAGAAGACAAGUAAAAGCCCCGCUCGCAGAGACUCCGCCAUCGCUCCGCCCAAGAAGUUCAAACACGUACCACGCUGUCUUCACCCCAAAGAGACCGCACAGCGCGAAGCAGAGUUGCAGCAGCUCCGCAAAAAGCAAGAUGCGCGCAACGCCUCACAACACAACUUCGGGAUUAUAAUGAAGCGGGUACACAGGUGGCAGAUGGAAGACAGUCUAUGGGACAAACAAGGUUGGAGUUAUUGGCUCGGAAAGAGUAGUUGGGAUAUCUGGGAUGGAGCGGGAUGGAUGUCUGAUGUCCAGCUCGACAUGGAGACCAAGACAAUUCUUGUGGGCCUGCAAGAGCAGGGUAUUCUUGAUGUUUAA
Parastagonospora nodorum SN15 is the source of this 2355-nucleotide messenger RNA. RefSeq lists its product as hypothetical. The record is from RefSeq and is a predicted model, not a curated record. Bases 1 to 2355 code for a protein of 784 amino acids. Lineage: Eukaryota; Fungi; Ascomycota; Dothideomycetes; Pleosporales; Phaeosphaeriaceae. The transcript has a single exon.